This is a messenger RNA of Passer domesticus (house sparrow), 1023 nucleotides long. RefSeq names its product cilia and flagella associated protein 77 (gene CFAP77). Bases 56 to 862 code for a protein of 268 amino acids. NCBI's taxonomy places the organism in Eukaryota, Metazoa, Chordata, Aves, Passeriformes, Passeridae. The transcript has 7 exons. The record is from RefSeq and is a predicted model, not a curated record.
ACCCCGGCACCGGCACCUCCGAGACUCCCCGGCUCCGGACCGGGCCCGGCCCAGCAUGGCGGGCGGCAGAGCCGGGCCCCGGCGGCCGCCCAUGAGCUUGGCCGAGGCGGGCCCGGGCACGGAGAACGAGCGGCUGGGGCUGGUCCGGCUCAGCAUGCUGCGGAACCCGCUCAUCAUCAAGCCAGAACUUGGAAAGCCCAUGAGAAACUGCUACUCCCUGCCAGGCCCUGAUUUUACCUAUGGGAUAUACAUGCACAAGAGAGAUGGAGGAGUCCCUGAAGCCAUAGGCCACUGGGACUCGGUGAAGGCCAAGUCUCAGCCCCACAAAAGGGUCAUGCCCCGGGAUUUCGUGGCCAUGGGCCGUGCGGCCGUGGACGAGGGCUGCACCACAGCCCGGGAGUUUGCUCUGUACUACAAGCACAUGGACAUCCGCUGCAAGGACAAGGGCAUCCUCACAUAUGGGGGCAAGGCACCUCCAGGCAUGACCUUUGGCAAGCCACCACGGCCUUCCACUCCCCUUUUUGACAUCAUGCAACACAGAUACAAGGAGCUGUGGAUGGAGGAGCAGAGAGCCCGGACUAGAGUCCAGCACAUGGUGAAGAAAAAGAAGUGGCAUCCAGAGACGAGGGACAGCUCACUUUGCACAUCUUCUGCAGAUUUUCCACACUCCUCCUCUCUCAUUGCCCUACCCUGGAAGGUCGGCGAGGUGCGCGAGAACCGCACCACGUUCCUGCGCACGCACCCGCUGCCCGUGAAGGAGGAGUCCUUCUGGCACCCCCGGCGCUACGAGAAGGCUGAGCCUCGUCUCAGGACUUUUCCAGACCCUGAAUCCCGUCAAAAGGCUCUCAGUGCCUCCCACUGAGGAGUGCCUGUGAGCUGUCCCCUUCCCCAGAGGGCCCCCACAGCAAGGAUGGUGCUGGGCACAGCCCUUGGACCCUGGCAUUCCACAUGCAACAGACUUUCAGGUUUUACAGAGUUAUGCUAAUGCAGAUAUAGCCAAAUAAAUCAUAAAUAUAAGAGGAA